Striga asiatica is the source of this 1419-nucleotide messenger RNA. NCBI's taxonomy places the organism in Eukaryota, Viridiplantae, Streptophyta, Magnoliopsida, Lamiales, Orobanchaceae. The record is from the annotation of a GenBank genome assembly.
AUGGAAUUGCGCGGAGCCCGUAUAAGGGACCCCAAAUCCCUCUCCCGCGCAGACUCGAGCCGCACGCUGCUGGACGUAAUCCGCGACGACCCCCCCGCAAAAGACGGGCACAGGAGCUGGCGCCACUUCAAGGAGAAGCUCAAGCGCCGGGACGACAGCGGUGGCCGAGGCUCCGCGUGGACAUCCACCGUCCCCGUCCCGGCAUCCGACAUCCCCAUCCGGGCCUCCUCGCUGGGCCCGUCCUCGGCCCGAAUAAGCCCGAUCCACGACCAGACGGACCCGCCGCCCGACACGUCGGCCGCGGCCAGCGUGCGGAGGCUUCAAAGGGAGGAGAACAUGAACGAGGAUGAUGACGUUGAGGAGGAGGGGGAGCGGGCCCCGCCAGUUAGGAUGUCGCUGAUGUCAUUGCUGGCGGAGACGGACGAGAAGAUAGGGAUGGACGGGCUGGCUUACAUGAUGGAGGACGAGGAUGAGGAAGAGGACGAGGAAGAGGAGGAUGGGGGAGGAGAGUAUAAUUGUUGCUGCGUGUGCAUGGUGAGGCAUAGAGGGGCGGCGUUUAUGCCGUGCGGGCACUCAUUCUGCAGGCUGUGUUCGCGGGAGAUGUGGGUCGAGGAGCGGGGGAACAAGUGUCCCUUAUGCAAUAACUACAUAUUGGAGAUUCUUGAUUGGUGGUCCGGUGAUCACUUCCUCACUGAGUGGCGUCAAGUCAAUAUUACUUUGUUUACACUUUACACAAUUUUGUUCCUCAAAUUAUUUCAAAUCGAAAAUUUCUUGCGCCGCACCCCCGCUCCUCUGCACUUCAUCUUCAAGAAUUCAUCUCUUCACGAGAAAUCGAACACCUCAAGAGACCUCAGGCGACAUCACGAUCUCACGACUUCAGGCGACCUCACGACCUCACGUGACCUCACAACCUCAGGCGACCUCACGACCUCAGGGGACCUCACAACCUCAGGCGACCUCUCCGUCACACCGUCUCUUCUAACCGACGCGACCUCACCGUCACACCAUCUGCACGACCUCUACGUCACGCCGUCUUCACGACCUCAGAUAAUAAUUGGAAAUGGAGGUGGGAUAGCUCUUAGCUAUCCAGACGACUCAAAUUAUGAGAGAUGGGAUGUUCCUCCGGUUCUGGUCAAUUAUGUUUGUGGUACUGCUAUUCGUUGGGGAUCUCCUUGGCAUACAAAAACCGAUGAUGCAUAUAUUAGCACGAAAAGUUGCGCCGAUCAAGGACAGAGGUUUGGUGUUAGUUCAAUGGACAGAGGUUCUUAUUUUACCGCCGUAAAUCAGAAUUUUGUUUUUAAAGAGGAUAAAGCAGAUGGGUUUUUUCUCCACCGAAUCAGCUCACUAGAGAUGGAGACUUUGAAAAAAGCUGAAGAGAUUUUCGGGAUGGAUAAUAAAGACCUCUACAUAUCAUUUUAG